This is a messenger RNA of Maudiozyma barnettii, 4188 nucleotides long. RefSeq lists its product as uncharacterized. The transcript has a single exon. Gene Ontology annotation, molecular function: ATP binding; ATP hydrolysis activity; ABC-type transporter activity. Bases 1 to 4188 code for a protein of 1395 amino acids. Gene Ontology annotation, biological process: transmembrane transport. The record is from RefSeq and is a predicted model, not a curated record. Lineage: Eukaryota; Fungi; Ascomycota; Saccharomycetes; Saccharomycetales; Saccharomycetaceae. Gene Ontology annotation, cellular component: membrane.
AUGUCUAUAUCAAAAUAUUUCACACCGGUGUCAGAUGCAUCGGUCACAUUUGAUAAUUGUGACAUUAAAUUAGAUACUACUACAAUAUCUAAUGAAGAUGGCGCGGCUUCUAAUACCCAGAUUAAUGAUAUUACUUUUAGAGCUGAAGGUGGAGAAAUGGUUCUGGUAUUAGGGAAUCCUACUUCUGCCUUUUUCAAGACUUUAUUCCAUGGCCAUAAGGAUUUAAAUUAUUCUCCAGCUGGAUCUGCUAGGUUUAAGGAAAAUGAUUUCAAACAAUUCUCAAUUAAAUGUCCACAUCAAAUUGUUUAUAAUAAUGAACAAGAUAUUCAUUUCCCAUUUUUAACCGUUGAACAAACUAUUGAUUUUGCUUUAAGUUGUAAAUUUGAUUUACCAAAAUCUGAAAGAGAUUCCAUUAGAGACGAAUUGCUUAAAGAAUUUGGGUUAUCUCAUGUAUUAAAAACAAUUGUAGGUAACGAUUUCUUUAGAGGUGUCUCUGGUGGUGAACGUAAACGUAUCUCUAUCAUUGAAACAUUUAUUGCUAAUGGGUCCGUCUAUUUAUGGGAUAAUUCUACCAAAGGGUUAGAUUCUUCAACUGCCUUGGACUUCUUAUCUAUUUUACAAAAUAUGACUAGAGCAACUAAUUCUGUUAAUUUUGUUAAAAUCUCUCAAGCUUCCGAUAAAAUCGUUAAUAAAUUCGAUAAAAUCUUAAUGUUUACCGAUUCUUAUCAAGUCUUUUAUGGUACUUUAGAUGAAUGUAUGUCAUAUUUCUCUAAAGAUUUGGGAAUCCCAAAGAAUCCAAAUGAUUGUAUUAUUGAAUAUUUGACCUCAAUCUUGAAUUUCCAAUUUAAAAAUCAAAAUAAUCAUAUGACCACCAACUGGACUAUUACUGCUACCGACACUGCGGACAUUUCAGAUUCUUCUACCGAUUUGAAAGCCAAAACAAAUGUUGAAAUAACCGAUGUUUCAUCUCCAAGUACAAACAUUAGAAAUGAAUUCGAUUUACAUAGAUAUUGGAUUAGUUCUGCAAUUUAUGAAAACUUGAAGCGUAUAACUUCAUCUGUGUCAUCCAACGAAACUCAUUUGGGUAAUGUCAAUACAGAAGAUAUUACCACAGCUAGAAACAUCCCAUUAUCUAGACAAAUUAAACUGGUAACUAAGAGAGCCUUCCAAAGAAGUCUGGGUGAUAAAAUCUAUUUGUCCGCACAAUUAAUGUCUGUUAUUAUUCAAUCGUUAGUGAUCGGGUCUUUAUUCUACGAUAUUCCAUUAAAUACGAUCGGUUCUUACUCGAGAGGUUCGCUUACUUUCUUCUCUCUACUGUUCUUCACUUUCCUAUCCUUGGCAGAAAUGCCUGCUGCUUUCCAAAGACAACCUGUUAUUGGCAAACAAACUCAAUUACAUUUCUAUUACAGUUGGGUAGAAGUUCUGGCUACAACAACUUUUGAUUAUUGUUACAAAUUGUUACUGGUUAUCGUCUUUAGUAUUUUAUUAUAUUUCUUAGCCCAUUUACAAUUUAAUGCUGCAAGAUAUUUCAUCUUUUUAUUGUUCUUAUCCAUUUACAACUUUAGUAUGGUCUCUUUAUUCUCUUUAACUGCUUUGAUGACUCCAACUUUAUCCAUCGCUAAUCUUUUUGCCGGUAUUUUAUUAUUAGCUAUUGCAAUGUACGCUUCUUAUGUUAUUUAUUUGGCUAAUAUGCAUCCAUGGUUCGUAUGGAUUGCAUACAUAAAUCCUGCUAGAUAUGCAAUGGAGACUAUUCUUUCCAAUGAAUUAUUCAAUUUGAAAUUAGAUUGUAGAGACACUAUUAUCCCAAGAGGUGACACAUAUAAUAAUGUUUCCUUCUCCAACAAAGCUUGUGCUUGGAGAGGUGCCACUUUGGGUAAUGACUAUGUCAGAGGGAGAGAUUAUUUGGACCAAGGUUUAGAAUACGCUUACAAUCAUACAUGGAGAAAUUUUGGUAUCUUGAUUGCUUUCUUAGUGUUUUUCGUAGGUUGUACUCUAUUUGCUGCUCAAUAUAUUAAACCUUUAUACCAGGACGGUCACUGGAAGAAGGUGCUAACUAGAUAUUUCCCAUUCAUUGCAAGACAUGCUAAUGUUUUAAUCGACGAAACAGAUCCUGAUAAAGAAAUAAUUGCUGCUCGUGAUUUGUAUUAUGAUAACCCAUCUGAUUUUUCCACUGGACUUGGGAAGGAGACUAAUUCUUUCGACAUUAAAUCUGCCUCUGCAUCUGAAAGUGGUAUAUCUGAACGUGUCGAGACUCAAAGUCACAUUAUCUCCUGGAAAAAUAUUAACUACACAGUUGAAGGUGACAAACAAUUAAUUGAUAAUGUAUCUGGUUAUAUUUCGUCUGGUUUGACUGCCUUAAUGGGUGAAUCUGGUGCUGGUAAGACUACUCUAUUGAAUGUUUUGUCUCAAAGAACUGAAAGUGGUGUGGUGGAAGGUGAUAUUCUAAUUGAUGGUAAACCUUUAACUGAUAUAGAUUCGUUUAGAAGAAGUAUCGGUUUUGUUCAACAACAAGAUUUACAUUUGGAAAAAUUAACUGUUUAUGAAUCGUUAGAAAUUUCUUGUUUGCUAAGAGGUGACGGUGAUAAAACUUACAUCAAUACUAUAUCCGAUCUUUUGAAACUGCCAUUAAACAAAUUGGUUGCCACUUUAACUCCAACUCAAAAGAAAUUGCUAUCUAUUGGUGUUGAAUUAGUUACUAAACCUUCCCUACUGUUAUUCCUCGAUGAACCUACUUCUGGUCUAGACGCCGAAGCUGCUUUAACUAUUGUUCAAUUUUUAAAGAAAUUAUCUAUGCAAGGUCAAGCUAUUUUCUGUACUAUCCAUCAGCCUAGUAAGAGUGUUAUUAGUUACUUCGAUAAUAUCUUUUUGCUAAAGAGAGGCGGUGAAUGUGUAUACUUUGGUCCUACUGAACAAGCCUGUGAUUACUUCACACAUAAUGAUAGAUCACUAACUUACGACACUGAAAACGAAAACCCAGCUGAUUUCAUCAUCGAUGUUGUUGGUAGUAACGAUGGUAAUCUGAAUGAAGAGAAACAUGAUAUUAAAAUAGGACCAAGCAAAUGGUCGCAAACCUGGAAUCACUCGCCUGAAAGAACACAGGUCGAACAAAUGCAAAUAAAACUAGAAGAAGAAGCUGUCAUGUCUGGUGUAGAUUUUACGCAGAAUGUCUGGAAACAACCAAGCUAUAUGGAACAAUUGAUGGUUAUCUCAAAAAGACAAUACACUGUUACAGCUAGAGACAAGACUUACGUUGCUGCUAAAUACUUAUUAAAUGCUGGUGCUGGUCUAUUUAUUGGGUUUUCUUUCUGGAAUAUCAAACCAAACAUUAGUGGUCUACAAGAUACUAUUUUCUUCUGCUUCAUGGCCUUAUGUGUUUCUUCUCCAUUAAUCAACCAAGUCCAAGACAAAGCUCUUCAAAGUAAAGAAGUGUAUGUUGCUAGAGAAGCUAGGUCAAAUACAUUCCACUGGUCCAUUCUUUUGUUGGCUCAAUUGGUUAUUGAACUUCCUUUGGCUAUCACUAGUUCUAGUUUAUUCUAUGUUUGUGCAUUCUUCUGCUGUAAGUUCGAUAACUCUCCUCAUAUUGCUGGUGUUUGGUAUUUCAAUUAUAUCAUAUUUGCUGCCUAUUAUCUAACUUUUGGUUUAUGGCUAAUCUUUACUGCACCAAAUUUACAAACUGCUGCUGUUUUUGUUGCUUUCUUCUACAGUUUUACUGCAUCGUUUUGUGGUGUUAUGCAACCUUAUGGUAUGUUCCCUGGGUUCUGGAAGUUUAUGUACAGAGUCUCGCCAUAUACAUAUUUCAUUGAUACAUUUGUUAGUUUACUAUUGCAUGACAGAGAAGUUAUUUGUGAUAACAUGGAAUUAGUUCCAGGUCAACCUACGAUUGGUCAAACUUGUGGUCAAUUUAUGGAAGCAUAUAUUGAUGAAUUUGGCGGUUAUUUGAAGAACGCUAACACAAUGACUGUUUGUGGUUAUUGUACUUACUCAGUCGGUGAUGAUUUCUUAGAAGUCGAGGGUAUGAGUUAUAAUAAUAGAUGGAGAAACUUUGGUAUUGAGUGUGCUUUUGUUGCAUUUAAUAUUUUUGGUAUGUUUAUGGGCUAUUACCUGACAUAUCUAUCUAACUUUUGGCCCCUACUUUUCAAGUUCAUCAAGAAGGCCAUUCCUUCUAGAAAAAUGUUCCAAAAAAAAUAA